Molecule: messenger RNA, 1605 nt
Organism: Aaosphaeria arxii CBS 175.79
Lineage: Eukaryota; Fungi; Ascomycota; Dothideomycetes; Pleosporales
Product: aromatic compound dioxygenase
Exons: 4
Coding region: 181-1209 (342 amino acids)
Molecular function (GO): ferric iron binding; oxidoreductase activity, acting on single donors with incorporation of molecular oxygen, incorporation of two atoms of oxygen
Source: RefSeq, a predicted model, not a curated record
CUGCCUUCGUCUUCCUUCACUUUCUUCCCCUCCAACCCCAUCCUCUACUUCUCAUCCUGCUCCAAUCACCUUCCUCAUUUCCUCAUAUUCGUACACAAUUGCAGCCUACCGAUACCUCCCUCAACGAAGUGAUACAGCCUUCAACGUAGUCAGAUCCGUUGCACUGUUCGGGUUUCCACCAUGGCGAUCACAAAGUUUCUGAAGCUUGCGUUCGUAGCUCUGUCCAUCGUUGCGGUUGCGGCUCACCCGAAGUUAUCCGAUUCGGAGUUGGUGAACUACCAACACAACCUGAAGAGGAUAACCGAAGCCAUCGGCCGCUGUAUCGAGACAGACCCCAACUUGAAGGCACGCAUGAUGGCAAAGCGCGCAGAGACUUUCGGCCACCUCCGUCAAGAUCGUGGUUCCGACGCUAAAAAAGCGCUUGUGUCCCGCGAAUUCCGCCCCGAUAGGAAUGCCCUCGCCAAGUGGCAGGAUUCCGACCAUGAGCACAAAGGCCAGUCGAAAGACCCUCAAGAUAUAUUCGACUUCAAGUGGGGAAACGAUCCCCUCCGCAAGCCUGCCGGGUGUGCUCUCUCGCCCGAAUCAAUCUAUGGUCCUUUCUGGGCUGAGGGGCACCCACGUAGACAGGACAUCCGCUCUAGAGACGAGGGCAUUCCGAUGAGACUUGCUCUUCAGGUUAUCGAUGUGAGCACCUGCAAGCCAAUGUGGAAUUCUCGCGUAGAUGUCUGGCAGGCCAAUGCUAUCGGCCAAUACGAUCCCAAAGUUGACGGCGCUCUCCGUGGAUGGCAGCCUACUUCCAAGCAUGGCACCGUCGAUUUCGAUACCAUCUUUCCUGGUCAUUAUCCAGGUCGUGCAAGCCAUAUCCACGUAUCGGUUCGUCCAGACAACAAGCCCAUGGCACAUGUUGGCCAAAUCUACUUUGAGCAGAGACUUCGUGACUACAUUGAGGUGAAACGUCUUGCCCCUCUUGGCCCUGAGCUUCCGCUGACUUCAUGCAAGACUACACCUGAGUACACGAAGAACUCAGACAAGAAGCCGAAGUCCAACAUGGAUGAUACCUUAGCCCCGUAUUCAGCCUCGAAGGAAUAUGAUCCUUUCGCUCAGUAUUCCUGGCUCAGUGAAGAUGCCAAUGAUGGACUACUUGCGUGGAUCGUCAUGGGUGUCAAUGCCUCAGAUCCCACCAUUGAACAGCCCCCAAAGCCGAACUAGACUUGUUUUUCGUCAACAAGCAAAUCCACAUGAACAAACAAACGGCUGAAUAAGUUCUUUUUGCAAAUCGUGCCCAGGAAUAUGUGAGUUCAUUAAAAGGAAUUCAUGGAUUUUGCGGGUUGGUCGUUCGUGGCAGAAUAAACGGCACAAUGCCGCGGUCAGAUUACGUAGGACUGGAAAGCCACACAGUUUCUAUGGAGUGAAUACUUCUCUCAGCACCCGGGAAAUUAUGAUGUCUUCACUGCUUUCUUCGCGAAACCCGGAUGGUGUAGUUGUGAUGCAAUUACUGAACGCCAAAGCUCGUGAAAGAGAGCGAUAUUGCAAUAGUUCUACUAUGAAAUCACUCAAUGAAGCGACACAUCGAUAGAUCUCUAGGUUCUAACGAAGAAGAUUGUG